AUGGAGGCCGCCGGCCAGAUCAACUGCAACGGCCACUCCGGGGUCCUCGAGGGCUUCUGCCUCAAGCCCACCAUCGCCGCCGGCGACCCGCUCAACUGGGGUGCCGCCGCCGAGUCCCUCUCCGGGAGCCACCUCGAGGAGGUGAAGCGCAUGGUGGAGGAGUUCCGCCAUCCCCUCGUGCAGCUGGAGGGCGCCGACCUGAAGAUCUCUCAGGUGGCCGCGGUGGCCGCAGCCGGCGCCGCCGCCUCACUCCGGGUGGAGCUCGCCGACUCUGCCCGUCCUCGCGUCAAGGCCAGUAGCGACUGGGUCAUGGACAGCAUGAACAGGGGGACUGACAGCUACGGCGUCACCACGGGCUUCGGUGCAACGUCCCACCGCCGCACCAAGCAGGGCGGUGCCCUCCAGAAGGAGCUCAUCAGGUACCCCGUCUCCUCCCGCAUGCUCUCGCUUUCUUUACACCAAUUUAUUAGCUCAACACGCGAACGAACAUAUAGUAAGCAAGCACCGGCCGGACCACAAACCACGCUGCUCUCCUGAUCCCAUAUAAAUUAUCGGGAUUAUCGUAUUUAACCAACGCUUAAUCAGCAUCUAAUGCAUUUUUUCUCGGCUUGACGGGAUAUGUAAUCAUCAGCAUCAUCCGACUAAGACCAUGGUUUUCCCCCGUGGAGGGCGCGAGUCGCCCUCCUGGGGCGACGCGUCUUUUAUUACGUAGGAGUAGUAAUUGGCCAGUUUCCUCACGGAGACUCGGGCUAAGACUUGCCACUUGGCAUGAACCCACGUCGGCCCUGGGGCCGGGCCCACCGCCCUGGUGAGACUCGUGAAGAAACCUUGUUCUUACACGUGGCAAAGCAUCUUCACGAGAGAUCAUGCCAGAUAAAUCAAUCAGUGAAGCGCGCAACGCGUCAUCAUCCACCGUUGGGCCGGGGUAGGCGGAUUGGUGCAGCGGCCCAGCUCCCCUCAAGACGGGGGGGGCCUCACCGGGGAGGUUGAAGUGGUUCACCGAGAGGAUGUAUCCGACGUCAUAUUGGUUAACGACCGCAGUCGAAGCAGCAUCUACCUAAAAUUAUUUCUUAUGUUUUGGCGGACGGUGCGGCGCGGAGACCUGACGGCGUGCCUGUGUUCUUCGCAGAUUCCUCAACGCCGGAAUAUUCGGCUCCGGGGCGGACUCCGGCAAUACGACGCUGCCGCCGGCCGCCACCCGCGCCGCCAUGCUGGUCCGCGUGAACACGCUCCUGCAGGGCUACUCGGGCAUUAGGUUCGAGAUAUUGGAGGCCAUCACGGCGCUGCUGAACAACGGCGUGACCCCCUGCCUCCCCCUUCGCGGCACCAUCACCGCCUCCGGCGACCUCGUGCCGCUGUCGUACAUCGCCGGCAUGCUCACCGGGCGGUCCAACGCGAAGGCGGUCACGGCGGAGGGUAAGCAGGUGUCGGCUGAGGAGGCCUUCCGGCUGGCCGGCAUCGCCGGGGGGUUCUUCGAGCUGCAACCCAAGGAAGGGCUCGCGUUGGUCAACGGCACCGCCGUCGGCUCCGGGCUGGCCUCCAUGGUGCUCUUCGAGGCCAACAUUCUGGCGGUGCUGGCGGAGGUGCUCUCCGCCGUCUUCUGCGAGGUCAUGCAGGGGAAGCCGGAGUUCACGGACCACCUCACCCACAAGCUCAAGCACCACCCGGGCCAGAUCGAGGCCGCCGCCAUCAUGGAGCAUAUCCUCGAGGGGAGCUCCUACAUGAAGAUGGCCAAGAAGCUGCACGAGCUCGACCCGCUCCAGAAGCCCAAGCAAGACCGCUACGCCCUGCGGACUUCCCCACAGUGGCUGGGCCCUCAGGUGGAGGUGCUCCGACAGGCGACCAAGUCCAUCGAGCGCGAGAUCAACUCGGUCAACGACAACCCCCUGAUCGACGUCUCCCGCAGCAAGGCCCUCCACGGGGGAAACUUCCAGGGCACGCCCAUCGGGGUCUCCAUGGACAACUCCCGCCUCGCCAUCGCCGCCAUCGGGAAGCUCAUGUUCGCGCAGAUCUCGGAACUUGUCAACGACUUCUACAACAACGGCCUGCCGUCGAACCUAACGGCGGGGCGCAAUCCGAGCUUGGACUACGGGUUCAAGGGCGCUGAGAUCGCCAUGGCGGCCUACUGCUCGGAGCUGCAGUUCCUGGCCAACCCGGUAACCAACCACGUUCAGAGCGCAGAGCAGCAUAACCAGGACGUGAACUCCCUCGGUCUGAUCUCGGCGAGGAAGACGGCCGAGGCGGUGGAGAUACUGAAGCUGAUGACCUCCACCUACCUGGUGGCUCUCUGCCAGGCCGUCGACCUGCGCCACCUCGAGGAGAACCUCAAGAACGCCGUCAAGAACACGGUGAGCCAGGUGGCGAAGAGGGUCCUCACGAUCGGCGUCAACGGGGAGCUGCACCCCUCGCGAUUCUGCGAGAAGGACCUCAUCAGGGCCGUCGAGCGGGAGCACGUCUUCACCUACGCCGACGACCCAUGCAGCGCCACAUACCCGCUGAUGCAGAAGCUCCGGCAGGUUCUCGUGGAGCACGCCCUCAGCAACGGCGAGAAGGAGAAGGACUCCAACACCUCCAUCUUCCAGAAGGUCGCCGCUUUCGAGGAGGACCUGAAGAUGACCCUGCCCAAGGAGGUGGAGGCCGUCCGGGCGGCGUUCGAUAACGGGACAGCGGCGAUUCCCAACCGGAUCAAGAAGUGCAGGUCCUACCCGCUCUACAAGUUCGUGAGAGAGGAGUUGGGCACCAGCCUUCUCACCGGCGAGAAGGUCCGGUCGCCGGGGGAGGAGUUCGACAAGGUCUACGUCGCCAUCUCCCAGGGCAAGGUCGUCGAUCCGCUCUUCGAGUGCUUGCGGGAUUGGAACGGCGCCCCCAUCCCCAUCUGCUAG
Molecule: messenger RNA, 2882 nt
Organism: Spirodela intermedia
Lineage: Eukaryota; Viridiplantae; Streptophyta; Magnoliopsida; Alismatales; Araceae
Source: the annotation of a GenBank genome assembly